AUGAGCACAGAGGAGGGAGAGGCGGGUCCCGCGUGUGGGGAGGCGAGUGGAGGUACCACCAUACCUCACCGCCACACCUGGGAGGAAAGCGAACCUCACGGCUCCCAAGGACGUCCGCACCCCGACGAUGAGGACGAAGCCCGGGGAGGAGAGGAGGGAGAGGGGGCAGAGGGCUGCCGGGAGGGCCGGAGCUGCAGGGACGCGUGUGGGGGUGACACAGAGAAAUUCACUGUGGAGAACAACGAGGGGAAUUUUUCCAGUGAGGACGGGGCUGUCGGGGGGAGAUCUUGCAAGGCUCAGACAAUGCAUUCAAACUGCAGCAGCGAAACCUGCAUCCCCACUCCCAGCUGCAGGAUCUGCUUCCAAGGCGCAGAGCAGGGGGACUUGUUGAACCCGUGCAGGUGUGAUGGCUCGGUGCGGUAUACCCACCAGCAGUGCCUGCUGAAGUGGAUCAGCGAGCGGGGCUGCUGGACCUGCGAGCUGUGCUGCUACCGUUUCCAGGUGAUCGCCAUCAAUCUGAAGAGACCAUGGCAGUGGCAGUCCAUCACCAUUACCCUGGUGGAGAAGGUGCAGAUCAUUGCGGUGUUCCUGGGCUCUCUCUUCCUUGUAGCCAGCAUCUCCUGGCUGCUCUGGUCGGCGCUCAGCCCUCAGGCCAUCUGGCAGCGUCGUGACGUCCUCUUCCAGAUCUGCUAUGGCAUGUAUGGCUUCAUGGACCUGGUCUGUGUAGGCUUGAUCAUCCACGAGGGGGCAGCAGUGUACAACGUGUUUAUGCGCUGGCGAGCAGUCAACCUUCACUGGGAUGUUCAGAGCUAUGACAAGGCCAAGGACAUGGAGGAGACGAGCACUGGUCACUCUUCGCUGGCCCCCAGGACACUUUGGUUGCCUUUGGCCACCUUUGGGCCCAGCGGCCCCUUACACCCGACCCAGCUGGGAUCACAUCCAUGGACUUGCCUGUGUUUGGCACCCUUUUGCCACAGAAUGGUACCCCGAAACAACCUCAGCCAGGACAGUGACUCAGGAGAGGUUGUCAUUCGUGUAACAUCGGUAUAA
This is a messenger RNA of Oreochromis aureus, 1050 nucleotides long. RefSeq names its product membrane-associated ring finger (C3HC4) 11 (gene marchf11). Bases 1 to 1050 code for a protein of 349 amino acids. Gene Ontology annotation, molecular function: ubiquitin-protein transferase activity; zinc ion binding. Lineage: Eukaryota; Metazoa; Chordata; Actinopteri; Cichliformes; Cichlidae. The transcript has 4 exons. The record is from RefSeq and is a predicted model, not a curated record. Gene Ontology annotation, biological process: protein ubiquitination.